GGACAGCAUAAAAACGCGGCCCAUCCUCUCAGCAACUCAUAUACCGUUCUCGGCCUUAGCCAAUAAACAAAGAAUGUCGUUUCCAAAUAUUUGAAAUAGUUUUUCAAGAGAAAACAGUGUCACUGAAAAACCCUAAGCAAAUAUGGCUUGGAGGCAAAUACUCUUCGGCAAUAAUGCAGUCUCCGCGGCCCUUUCUACUCCUGGUUUCUCUAGAUUCUUCUCCAAAUCAAUCUCUUAUGAAGUGAAAGUUGGAAUACCAGAAUUUCUGAAAGGAAUAGGCAAAGGAGUUGAAACCCAUGUGCCCAAGCUUGAAUCUGAGAUUGUUGACUUCCAGAAGCUUCUUGUCACUCGCACUCUUAAGCUCAAGAAGCUUGGCAUCCCUUGCAAACAUAGAAAGCUGAUACUGAAAUACACCCACAAGUAUAGGGUGGGACUGUGGAGACCUCGAGCAGAUGCUGCGAAAUCGUAGUUGGUUUUGGGACUAGCUUGGCCCUUUAAGGACUUGGAAGGUAUAACUGUCGAACAUUCACAUGCGGAACUAUUUUAGCCGAGAGCGUCGGCGGUUCAAUGGUUUACAUAUCGAACUAUCUUAGUGAAUGAGUCUUGGUUUCUUAGAUUUUAGUCUUCAUCCUCAUUCAAAUUUCGUUGAUAAAAAAUUUUGUAGUUAACUGCACAAGUGUACCGAACCAAGUUCAGCAGAAUUCGGAAAAUUUGCAUCUUCAUCUUCUCGGUUGUUAAACCUAUAUCUAGCGAAAAUCAUGAUUCACCCUCCUUGCAUAUUCUUCUUAAAGGCCAGGAAAAUUCUUUGCUUUCCUAGUUCUAUAUGUGCAUCAGUUAUUCAGUCAAGAAAUAGAAUGUGGAAUAAAUAUAAAAUGAUUAGUGGGUUUAUAAGCCCUUGGCCUUGGGUCCCCUCUCCUUGCAAGUCGGUUUUGCCUACUUGCAAAGGUGAGAUCUACGUUAUGGGUUUGUAACAUAAGCGUGUAAUGAUUCAUGAUUUAGCAUAUUUAGACACAAAUUGUGAGGGGGGUGUGUGUAUUUCGCUGACGAUACAUUUGGUAGAAUGGAACAGAGAUUAAUAUCAUAAGGUUGUAUAGAAGCUGGAUUUGCAUAUAAG
Morus notabilis is the source of this 1114-nucleotide messenger RNA. RefSeq lists its product as uncharacterized. The transcript has 3 exons. The coding region runs from base 143 to 469 and encodes 108 amino acids. The record is from RefSeq and is a predicted model, not a curated record. NCBI's taxonomy places the organism in Eukaryota, Viridiplantae, Streptophyta, Magnoliopsida, Rosales, Moraceae.